CCUUUCUGUCAUGUGAUCAGUUCAAAAUGGCGACUGUAACGCAAGGCAGUGUGUCAAACAACACAUGUUUACAGUGUCGUUUGUGCAAGUUGUGCAAUCCGAUUAAUUUAAAAGAAAAUGCAAAGUUGUGUAUUUGUCCGAAAAAUUCAUGGCUUACCGUAUUUGAUGACAACAACUGUCUCAACGUGACAAAAAUCCACAAACAAUCAAAAGAAGGCGUCAGUCACUUCGCCCUCCAAAAUGUGACUAGCUUUGCAUGGCAACCAGCUCCAGGAGACGGUCUGUGUGUGGUGGACAGUGAGAUGACCAUAGCCCAGUACUCUCUGCAUGGACCAGCACCCACAAUCACCCACCGCUGGACCUUCCACAAACUACAGACAGAAAUACUCACAAGAGUAGCUGAGCUGUCGACAGUAGACACACUGUCCCUCGUUCACUGCACGUCCACAGCAUGCCUCCUGCUUGUCAACACCAGCGUCUUCGUCUCCAUCCAGUUACUGGAUGACGGACUCUGCAAACAUGUGGCCACCUUGACUAUUCCUGGAGCAAGUCACAGUUGUCUACCUUUGUUUCAGAUUGUUGCAGAUCAGUUGGUGGUUCUUGCAGAGAAGACUGAAACUCUUUACAUCUUUGACAUUGGUGCUGGUCACCUGUGGUGUCAUGUGGAUUUACAAUUCUCCAAACUUGAUCCAGCCAAUCAAAUGCAAUGGAGGAUAUCACAUGAUUUCCACAGACUCAUUCUGAUUGGCCAGGACUGGAUGCUCCACACAUUGGCCCUUGAUGCCUACAUCAAAGCUUAUCCUAAAUGUCUUAAGGUAGAGUCAUCAGUCUUCCACCCCUACAGGGAACGAACAUUUCGACCAAACCACUCUACUUGUCGCCAUGGCGAUUCUACAUGGAGAGAAGAGUUAUUAAAUCUGCAUGAAGAAAAACACCUCAAACAAAGCAGUGGAAAAUACUUUCAGAGUAAAACAAGAAGUGAGACAAAACGCCAAAGGAAGAAUGUCACAGGUUUCAAAUCUAGAUUUUCAGUUGGUGGAGUGGCGAGUGAAACAAUUGUAGAUAGCCAUGAGUUGCCGUCAGAGCUACGCCAGUACACGGUAGUCGACAUGGCAGUGAGCAGGUUCGCUCUGACUCUUUCAUUGGCUGAGAGGGCAGCUGGCGGCAGCAAGGCAAUAUGUGUCAUAGAUGCAGCCUUCCACCAAAUUAUUAUGAAAAGCAUUUCCGGUAGUCAGAGAAUCGUGUUGUCCUCCACACCUGGCCAUACCCACCUCGUCUUCAGCGAUGUCUUCGUCUUCCACAUUGUUACUGAAGCUGAUGUAGAACAGGAGGACCUCGUGAGCAAGCUGAUGCUGUAUGGUGGCGCCACCUCUGCCGAUAUGUUGUGUGACUUCAACAAGUGGGGGCGCUGCACGGUGCCUGUUCACACGCUACAAAUCGGGAUACAACAUCGGCAACUUGACACUGUGGCCUUCUUUCUGAAGAGCAAGGAGAACUUGUUCACAGCCAACAAGGAGAAGCCCUCUGUGUCCCCCGUGACUGCUGGGGAGGAGUCCAUGCUGUGGACAUCCCACCUCUGCCACUACGACAGUGUGCAGCAGUUAGAGUCUGCCCUCUCCUUCCUAGUCCAAGCUGUCAGAGAAAAUGUGAAUGAUCAGCAGUCACGUGACUUUGCCAACAAACUGUUGACCUUGACCUUGGAGUUUCUGUAUGGCCUUGUCCACAAUGGUCUGUCUGUUCAUGGGGGUCUAGGUCAGACCCAGUGUGACCAGCAGGAGAAAGGUGACCUUGAGAAGGCCGUUGACCUGUUGAUGGGAUAUAUUGCUCAACUACGCCAGUGUCUGACAUUAGCUCGUGGCAAGUUGAUCAUCAAGGCAUCAGACACACCUGAUGGACUUACCACUGACGACAGCGUAGAGGACUCUGAAUGGUCACAUUUGACAGCAGAGGAUGCGGUAGAGGCAGCCACCCUGAAGAACCGACUUCUUCUCCUGCAGUCCCACCUAUUAACGAGCAGUGAUACAGGUGUCGCCAGGUAUGAGCAACUCGUUAACAACUGUAUGGACCAGGUUCUCCUCUACCUUGGCAACAGAGAUAUGAGCAAAGCAAAGGAGCUCCUGUCUAAUCUGGGUUUUGAUGUCUCUGCCAAACUAUGGCGCCUAGCAGAGCGUGUGAAGUCUCGCGACCUCCAAAUGUUCAUCACAUCGGAGCUCCACAAAAGUGGAAGUCUGACCCCCGAGGAGGCCAGUGAGGUGUCCUUCCUGCAGCGGCUGUAUCAGCUGUACCCGUGUAACGCCUUCAGCCACGCCAUGAUCACCACAACGGGGCACCGCCGCAGUGCUUGGUCAGAUGAGACUCUCUUGGCAUCUUUAAUGAACAAAACUAGUCACGAGGUGAACAGUGUCUGUGGAGAUAUUGGUGGGCAAGGGUCAGGGGGCAGUCCAGAUGGAUUAUAUGCAGAGGUCAUUCUAACAUGGAUACGAUCUUGGGACCAAGAAACAAGGGAGAGAACUCUGUUAGAAGCACAGAUUGGAAAAGAUGAUUUCAUCAUGGAAAUGUAUCCAAACAGAAAAUUGUUGUGGAAGUACCUCUUGAGCCACAAUCGCCAUGACGAUGCACUGACCUUACUUGACCUAAUGAUCAGAGAGGUCACUGAAGAUGGUAGCAGUUGCAGGCAACGUCAGGACUGCAUUAUUGACCUUUACAGUGACCUUGACCUCUGCAAUGAAUCAAUGCAGAUGGAAAUUACUUUACGUCUCAUGAAGAAAGGUUUUAUCUGGAGUGAGAUGCUGUCUGACUUCCCCGUCCUGAUGAAGCACCUGUCGAGGGUGGGAGGGGUGGUGUGUUCCCCCCACCCCCUGCAGCAUCUGGAUCAACACACGGUGCACCACUUCCACCACCACUUCCUGGCCUACUGUGCCCGGCACCAGCUCGUCCUGCCGCUGUGGAGAUACUGCACAAGACACAGGCUGCAGCUGGACAAGAUUGAUGUUGAAAGCCAAGACCUGAAGACAUGGCUGACUAGCCUACAGCACUUCUUCACCAUCUGCCGCAACCCAGAUGAUUCAGAAGCUGUGUAUCAGGCCAGUCUCAUGUGUGCCGCCAGUAUUUGGAAGAUAAACGACCCAUCCCUCGCUGACCUCAUUAGACAAGACCAUGUGAAUGUUGCCGUAGCAACACUUCCAUAUCUACCUACACCUUUACAUCAGAACUCGGAUGUGUUGAGACUGGAGGUCUUCGGGAACAUGGACCAGAAUUUACUGCAGGACAAGCUGAAGGAGUACCCUAAACUGUAUUCGGCUCUGUUCCCCACUGACUCCAUAGCUUCCCCUCGCAUCGAUGUCAACGUCUACCAACUGCUCAUGGGAAGUGCGCCACUGGAUCCAAGGCGCUUGUUCGGUUGGCAGAAUGGAAACACAGUUGCUGGAGAAGAGUGCCAACGGCUGCUGCCCUACUUCUCCCAGACAGACCUGGUGUCACAGUUCGCCUACUCGGAGAAGAUCCGUUACAUGUUCUACCUAAAACAUGGCAGACCUACGUAUGCCUUUCUCUCCUUCCUGGCAGAGGAGAUUGACUCGGGCGCAACAACUAUAAGCAACAAGAGGAUUAACACUGUGUGUGGGGUGGCGCUAUGGAUAGCCGUGAAGAACUUCACAAGUGCUGCCAUCACAAGUGCAUGUGUAGCUUUUGUGGAAAUGAUCGACCAAGACAGUCUGCCAUUGCGAACAUACAUUCAAAUAGGUGUGGAAAUUCUCGCUUACAAGAACAAUGGCAUCAUGGGUACCAUUGACAAGAGGAAGGAGGUGAUGCACGCACAUGAAGAGGAAGUGGUGGACCUGCUGUUGAACUGUGUGAGGCGGAGGAGGAGGAAUGGCCCCAGCGUGGUGGAGGCCUUGGAGAGGGCUACAGCGGACAGCAUCAUCAAGAAGGGCAUCAACAGUACAAGUUUCGAUGCUGCCCACCAGUGGCUGCUGACUGUGACCGUCUGCCACCUGCUCCACCUGCCUCUGUCCACGGUGUUCCUGGAGGAGUGUGCCCAGGCUGACAAGUGGCUGCCCUUCCUCUGGUUUGCUCAGCUGCAUCAGUUCCCCAAACAACAGUUGCAGGGUCUGCUUCACCAGUUCCGCAGUCGACAUCUGCGAGAACACCUCCACUAUGUCAUAGAAAAUGCAGAUGCCAAGUCGGUGAUGUUGCGAAGGAAGUUGUCGGAGACGCCAACUGACACUCAGACAAGAGGCUCCACAAAGGAUGUCAGAUCUUCCCUUUAUGCCAAGAUUGGCUUGUCAAAGGGGAGAGGGAACGCGAGCAGUGAUGAGGAGGACCACCUCAGCCUGGACUCUCCCCAGGGGGCUGCCCUUUCUCUGGAUCAGUCACAACCAGUGGACCUGACCCUCACGGAGGACUCGGCGGGGGAGGACGUGUUCCAGGUGGUGUUCUCGUCCCAGGCCGCAGCGUCUCCCUGGAAGUCCCUCUUACAAGCAUCCGUUGUCCUCCGCAAUUCCCUUUUUGCUGAACUAGCUGCUUGUCAACAGGAUGCUUCUGUGGCUGCCUGUCUGUGUGGAUGGUUGGUAGCAAUGAUGGACCGUACUGAGCAUGCUCAGUUCCUGGAGGCUCAUGGGAAGUCAGCCUCAGUUUGGAAUAUGGCAGAGCUGGAAGUUCUGAUUGACCUUUACAUUGGAAAACACUGGGAAUAUACUCUUGCUACAGGAUUUGACAUAUUUCAGACUUAUUCACCGCUGCUUCCCUUCCUGAAGUUCCUGGCGGAGCUGACACAGGGAAGGAACUACAGCACCUGCACCCGUCUCCUGGGAGACUUCAAGGAUGCAAUGUCCAAUUACCGUGAGGGCAGAAGAUUCGAAUCUUCACAGCUGAUAAUUUUGGGGAACUGUCAUUGGCUAGAACAGACAGCCAAUCGGCUGCUACAACAUCAGUUGCGCCACACUCCAAAUCUAUAUGAGGCACUACGAUUCGUUCAGUUAUUGGAUCAAGAAAAUAUUGCCCUUGUCUUCAGUUUUGAUGUGCCCGACUACAGUCGUCUCCAUAAGUUAGUGCGCAUCCUACACGCCAACAACCUGGAUACCGUGGCCUUCCCAGAAUUUCUGCAGCAGGACGACAGCAGCCAUAGGGAGAGGGAGAAGACCAUCGAUGUGCUGAUAGAGAGGAAGGCGUUCGCAGAUGCGUACAAGUUCGCCCGUCUCACCAACCUGUCCUGUGACGAGAUCACCCUGAAGGAGAUGUUGACGGAGAAGGAGAUGUUGCAGAAGACUCUGGUGUGGAGGUCGAAGGUCGCCAGGUCCCGCUUCUGGAGGUCAUGUGCGGACAAGUUUAGACUUAAUCAAGUCUCCACCACUAGUGUCAUGGAUUUCUUCAAACUGGAAGCAGAAACAAUUGACAGCAUGAGUGAGAAGGCCGGAAUCUACCAGCUGUGUCUGGAACUGAUGACGUGCCAUGAGGCCACUGACAGCUUGUAUGAUGGGGUCCACAGGCAGAUGUGGCACUGCCGGAUACAGGCCAAGAUUUCACAACAAAAGGGGGAGAGCGAGGAGAGUAGCGAGCCGGUGGAGGAGAUCCUGUCUGUCAUGGAGGCAACAGAGGAUGGAAAGUGGUUAGCAGACAAGUACGAGCUGCUCUGUCUGGGCAAGAUGCCACCCAGUAGAAGACAGUCCCAUGUCUCAACAGAGGAAACAGAUGCACUAAACUCACUGAUUGGCCAGUUGCUGGAUGAGGGGAAGAUUCGUGAGAGUUGCCAGGUGACCAGUGUCUUCCAUCACUACAGCCAGGACCUUGCCAUCAUCCUUACAUGUGUACGGUUGAGUAAUGAAACUGUUACUCGAGAAACAAUGGAGCCUGAGAUUAGGCGUCUGCUGACAAUAGACAGAAGGUCAAGGUCAAGCUUUGGCUCAUUUUCUGGUUUUAGUCGCACAGCAAGUUCUGUGAGUCUGGCAACUGCCUCAACUUGGGACUUUCUGCCUGUUGAGAAGGAAGAUGCCAUUGUUGUCAUGGAGAAGCUACAAGGGCAUUGUAACCAUGGGCAACAGUGCUGUCUGAGGAUAAUCACCGCAUUUAAAGUUGCAUGUGUGCUUGAUGUGGAUUAUGCGCAAGUCGUUAACAGAGAGGAGUUUUCCAUCCUGGAUGAGCUAUUGCGGACAUCGUAUCCCCAGCGGUUUAUCCUUGCCAGGGACUAUCUGAGCACCAGUUCAUUGUCAGAUGACCAGGUGGCCAGCUUCCUGUCUGUUUCAAUCAUCAAGGCUCUCAAGGUCAGCAUGGGAGGGCAGUCAGGUCAAGGUAUGAAGGCCUCCAGCCCCCGAGACCUGAUGUUCAACCCCAUCGAGAGGAUCUCCAUGUUUGACCAGUUCAUCAAGCUGUGUAAGGAACCAUCCCGUCUUGGGGAGAACCUGCUGGAGGCCUCCCUGGCCCUGGGCGACUGCUCCGACGACCUGCACUCCAGUGGCCAGACCCUGUCCAUACAGACGGAGCUGAUGAUCAUGGCGCACGACUGCCACACCGUGGCCUGCAACAUGGAGGGCAUCUCACACGUGCUGCGCGCUGCACGCAUCUGCACCGACAGUCUCACGCAUGCAGAGGAGUUCUCCCUGAUGAUUCGGCUGCUGACUGGAGUGGGCCGGUUCAAUGAGAUGACAUAUAUCUUUGAUGCCUUGAAACUCCACCACAAGUUUGAACUGCUGCUGGGGAAAGGGAUGGAGAGGGGCGACAACUUGAAGACGGCAGUACUGGACUACCUGAAGCGCUUCCACCCCGAGGACAAGGACAGCUACACCAUGGUGGCUCACAAGUUCAUGAUGCAUCGCGAGAUAGCUCACAUGCUGGAGGAGUAUGGCUGCCGGAACCUGAAGGCCCUCAAAGACAAACCCUUAGAGAACACGCGAGAUAUCCAGGAGAAUCUUAAAAGAAGCGCCCAGUACUUCUCCGAUGCUGCUGAAAGCUACGUUAAGGACAGCUGUCUCCGUCAUGCACAUCAGUGUCUGCGUCAAGCGCGUCUGCUGGAGCUACAACUUCAGCACCUGUCGUCAGGGGUCCAGGUCGUCAACCUCUCCCCAGAGGGCGUGACAGCCCUCAUCUCACAACACCCCAAGUUUGUCGAGUCCCUGAUUGUCAGUGAGGCUUAUGGGAAACGUGCCAACUGGUCUGAGGCCAUCUAUUACAACAUCAUCCUGAACGGCGACUUCCGCUACCUCCAGGAUCUUCGGUCACACAUUCGCCUCACAGCUCCCAUGAUACAGGAGGCCAUAAACAGGUUCCAGCAGUCAGCAAACAACGCCCCACAACAACAACACAUGAACAACAUCAAGAAGUUGUUGCCGUUCUGCAAGGAUGUACGGUUGCAGUACAACAUAGCAAAGGAUCUGCAGCUGAAUGACGUUGUUACCUCAAUGUUGAAGAAUGACUCGUGGAACUAUCUGACAGACAUCGUCGCCAUGUCGUAGAGCUUCAGACAUGUGUUGCUUCCGUCACAUCGUGUUGUCAUCACUGUGCUGUGCUGCUCACUUCACAGGGGAAAAUGUUAUUUAUUUUAGGAGACAUUUUCUUCGACAACAUGACAAGAAGCUGAGGCAAGAAGGUUUCAGGGUUGUUUGAGGUAAAUUUGCCUUGAAAGUUUAUUGAAAAGUUAAAAAACAACAUGUUUUCCAAAAAGAAAAUGUUUUCAAAAUAGGUCGGCUCACAAACAGGAUUAUGAAUUGGCCAGGCCCUAUUGGAAAAACUAAAAUUAUGAUCAACCAAAAUUUGAACAGUUUCAAUGCAAAAUGAAAUGGAACAGGCAGAAAUGUAUGACAUUGACAGCUCCUUCAUCAAAUUGCUAAAAAGUAUUAUUAUGUUGGCAUUAUACUAAAGAAGUGAAUUAGCAGGUGAUAGGUACAUAUGUGAUAUUGAAUAUAUACCAUAUGUACAGAUGUUAUGUGAGAUGUAUAUACCAUAUGUACAGAUAUGAUUUGGGUGUAUAUGCUAAAUGUACAAAUGUAUAUACUACAUGUACAGCUGUGAUAUUGAAUAUAUACCAUUAGUACAGAUGUGAUGUUGGAUGUAUAUACUAUAGCCAUUAUGUAAACCCACUGACUCGGUUCCACUCUCUGUUCAUGUGCAAUAAACUUUUACCAUAUUACUUAUAUUAGUAUGUAUCUGACAAUGCUUUGUAUAGUGUUAAAUAAAACUCCAAGCAUAACAUGACUUAAUAUUAUGAUAAUAUUGAUAUGAUGCUCAAGUUUAAGUAUGAGAAUUGUCAUGAUUCAGUGUAUAUAAAUAAAAGUUGCCAUUGAUGUAUCAUUUUCUAUAAUUUGUAAAUAUCAAACUGUGAUUAAUGCAUCUUGUCUUUCAUUCAUGUGUAGAAUAAUGUUAAUAUCCAGACAUGUUUGUAUUCAUUGGAUAUAGCAGGUACAGGCGAUGACUAUCUGGCUGUACAGAUCUAUAUGUAGGUCAGAUAUCACAUUAGGCUUAAUGAAAUCUGGCUGUAUAAAUAUAUCUGUACAUAAAGUAUCCAAGUAAGCUUGUAUCAGUUGAAGGGCUGUCGGGUAGCCUUGUGGUUAAAGCGUUCAGUCGCCAUGCCAAAGGCCUGGGUUCGAUUCCCGACAUAGGUACAAUGUGUGAGGCCAAUUUCUGGUGUCCCGCACCGUGAUAUUGCUGGAAUAUUGAUAAAAGCAGCGUUAAACCAAACUCUUUCAUUCACUAUAUCAGUUGCCGGUGUGGAUCCAGAUGGUGUGUCUGUCCAAGAAGUGCUAACAUUAUCAUGAUUUCUUUUUUUCUCCCUCACUGCAGGAUGACUGAAACAUAUUUUGUAAUAAACUAUUUGUUUUGUUGAA
Molecule: messenger RNA, 8813 nt
Organism: Haliotis rufescens (red abalone)
Lineage: Eukaryota; Metazoa; Mollusca; Gastropoda; Lepetellida; Haliotidae
Product: spatacsin-like
Exons: 43
Coding region: 27-7445 (2472 amino acids)
Biological process (GO): chemical synaptic transmission; axon extension; synaptic vesicle transport
Cellular component (GO): dendrite; synapse; axon
Source: RefSeq, a predicted model, not a curated record